Molecule: messenger RNA, 2283 nt
Organism: Coregonus clupeaformis (lake whitefish)
Lineage: Eukaryota; Metazoa; Chordata; Actinopteri; Salmoniformes; Salmonidae
Product: PHD finger protein 6-like
Cellular component (GO): nucleus
Source: RefSeq, a predicted model, not a curated record
AGCGAACGCUGGUUAAAAAAAAAGGAAGGGAAAAAACCACACACCCACUUACAUCCAGCACAGUAACUUGACAAAAUCCCACUGAGACGGAAGCGCUCACUGACAGUCACAGAGACAAGUAAGGAGAAAAGAGUUUGUGAGAGAGACCGACCAUGUCGGCACAGAGGAAGGGAGUGGAAGCAAAGCUGCAAAAAUGUGCCUUCUGCAGGACCAACCAGGACAAGGAGUGUGGACAGCUGUUAGUGUCGGACAACCAGAAGGUGGCAGCCCACCAUAAGUGCAUGCUUUUCUCCUCCGCCCUGGUUACAUCUCACUCAGACAGCGACGAGAACAUCGGGGGAUUUUCUGUCGAGGACGUGAGAAAGGAGAUCAAGAGAGGGAAUAAACUUAUGUGUUCGUCCUGCCACCGGCCUGGUGCCACUAUUGGCUGUGAUGUGAAGACAUGCCGGCGGACGUAUCACUACUACUGUGCAAUAUGGGAUAAGGCCCAGGUCAAAGAGAAUCCCUCACAGGGGAUCUACCUUGUGUAUUGUCGCAAACACCGGGAUGCCUCUCAGGAUGCCAGUGGAGAUGAUCAGGAACAGGGAGGUGUGGCCAAUGACUCAGACUCCUCUCCUCAGCGGAGUAGGGGCCGUGGGAGAUUAGAGAAAGGGCGAAUCAAAGCUGGUUCCCAUGGCCAAUCGGAGGACACCCGCUCAACCUCCUCUCAAGGCGUAGAUGAUGAGAGCUCCUCGCAUAGAGACAGGUCCCCUCUGAGGGGCUCUGGGGACGGUGGCCUUCGCUGUGGCUUCUGCCACACCGGAGAGGAGGAGAACGAGUUGCGGGGCGUGCUUCAUGCAGAUAACGGAAAAAAGAUCGCUGCACAUUACAAGUGCAUGCUGUUCUCAUCAGGAACCGUUCAACUCACUACCUCCUCACGGGCUGAAUUUGGGAACUUUGACAUCAAAACGGUCAUCCAGGAAAUCAAGAGGGGGAAGAGAAUGAAAUGUACACUGUGUGCCCAGUUGGGAGCCACCAUUGGCUGUGAGAUCAAAGCCUGUGUGAAGACUUACCAUUAUCACUGCGGCCUGCAGGACAAGGCAGAGAACAUGGCUCGUGGCAUCUACAAGCUGUACUGUAAGAAUCACAGUGGGAAUGAGGAGCGGGAUGAGGAGGACGAGGAGAGGGAGAGUUGCAGUAGAGAGAGGGCGGCCAUUGACCAUAGGGGAACUCUGCCUCCGCCACAAGUCAAUGGCAACUAGGUGAUGGUUAAGGAUUGCAAAAGGAUAAGAAGAGAGGGGAUAUCCAAGAUGGAGCAAAGCUAUUUUUCUAUUGAGUUCUACUCCCUAAGUAAGGGGCUAUUGCAAGCCCCUUCAUUCACCCUUUCAGUUUCAAACAACGGACACACACAGCCCUGCAGGUCAUCAGCCAGAUGUGAACAUGUCAGCCCUUGGCUUCUUCACAAACCACUUUCAUAUUGUCAGGUUUAAUGGAUGAGAAAUGGCACAGACUGACUGGAGUACUCUGCUGAGAGCAAAACACUGCUGCAGUGCUGGGUGAAAGACAAAGCAUUGGAACCGUGGUCAGUGCUACUCAGUUGUGGUCUCCCUCUAAUGCAUGUUGUAUUGCUCUUAAAGAAGACAUGACUGGACAAAGUUAUCGACAUUCACUGUAUCUGGCUUCCCAUGUGCCCCUAAGUGUUCUAGUCCUAUACAAACAAUAUUAUUCUUCCUCUAGCUCUUCUUCAGGACUCUCUUCAAGGAUGCUGCCUUCUACUCAUUUAAAUGUUUCUCUUUCAAAUCAUGGAAUUUGAUUUACUUUGUUGUUGCUGUAAUCUUCUGUCUGAAGAAAUUCCUUUUUACUUUUCUCUUAUUUUUCUUUGAAAUGUGUCUUAUUUUACUAUUGUAUAAUGAAUAAUAUUGAAUGUCCUUGGCUUUAUUUAUAGUCAGGAUUAAAGUAAAUUUGCUAGCAUGCAGCACUUGGAUUGUUUAUCUUAUCACAAUUUUUUAAAUAUUUCUAUUGCUGCAACAUGCCCAUGCAGACCUCUUAGGAAAAAAUAUUGACUUAAGUUUUUGUACUAUUCUCAUUUUCUCAGCCUCCACAGUUGUAUUAGUAAAGGGUCACAAUUAUAUACUGAACAAAAAUAUAAACGCAACAUGCAACAAUUUCAGAUUAAGAUUUUACUGAGUUACAGUUCAUAUAAGGAAAUAAUUCAAUUGAAAUAAAGUAAUUAGGCCCUAAACAAUGAAUUUCACAUGACUGGGAAUACAGAUAUGCAUUUGUUGAUCACAGAUACCUUAAAAA